AAACUCACCAACAUGGGACGUCGCGACAUCGAAGAGAAUGGACGUCGCAAAGGCGGGCUUGUACGUGCCGGCAUCAGAAGCGUUUCCGGGGCCGUAGGCCUAGCUUCUGAAGGUAUCAAGGCGCGAAAAACAGAGCGUCACAACCCAGAGACAAGUGCAUCCUCGACUUCACGCUCAGAUAGCGUUCACCCAGUCGAAGAUAUGUCAACGACUCAACAAGGAGACGAAGCCAGAGAUGACCUCGAAAAUGAAUGGAAUCUGGACGACGCACAGGAUGAGAUUGCCGGUGAAUACAGUCAAGCUCCUGUCGACAUGAACCCCGAGCGUACUUUUAUGGAGAAGCACAAUCAAAGACCCAGCUUCAGAUUCUCCGGUCAACUUGCGCUGCCAGUUGUCAUCCCCCAACGUCGGCCAAAAGACCGUUCGCGAGGUUUUAUUCGAGCCUACGCGCCAGUCUUACAAGAUGUGGGUAUCGACCAGCCUACUUGGCUCGAUUUCCUCGAUACGCUUCAAAAGUCGAGCGCUGCAGACCCCUGGCUUAAUGCGAUCAACUUCGCUUCCAUUGGCACCAUGUUCAUGCCACACGUUAUUGGCUUCGCAGUUUCGUACGCUAUUCAGCAAGCCACCAACAUUGCCAUUGAGAUGCAAGCUCGGUUCAGGUAUAUUGACACGUUACGCAAACUCAACGAGGAGUUCUUCCAGCCGCGAGGACUUUAUUGUUUGGUCAUGACAUGGAACCCAGACUCCAAUAAACAAGUGGAGCAAGUCAACAUCAAUGAAACUGUCGCAUCCCUCAACAAGGGGUCCAAAGGUGUUUCUGGUGUCCAGGAUAAGUUCAGAUCAUCUGAUGGAACUACAUAUGGAGAGUUAGCGUUCCCUGAAGUGGCACCUCUCGUCUUCCCCACCUUGGACGAGUUGGCCGCGCAGACUGGUCCCGAUGCCGCGAAGAAGAAGAGUAACGUGGCGAAGGGCAUGACCUUUGUCGCAAAUUACUGGGACAAGAGAGCCACGGCAGAAUAUUCGAUGCAAAACCCCGACAGCGUACUGGCACAGGUUCCCCAGGGCGAGUUCAAUUCCCGAUAUGCAGACCCCAACCAUGCGGCAGCCAGUGGGUCGUUAAUAUCUUUCGUCUCUGGAGGUAAACUUAUCCCUGGUCCCAAUUCGCGAGGCUUAAUCGGGGGUCUUGCGUCCGUCAUUGGUCAGGCUGCACGUGGAGAGAAGCAAGGCUCAGAGUGGGAGCGCUAUGCAGCUGAGAACGCCCAGAGACAACAGCCUCCAAGGCGUGAGAGGAAGGGAAUCAUUCCCACACCUAUUCGCACUUACAAGAAAUUGCUGGCCAAGAAUGUGUUGUAUCUCAUGGUCGUCAACAUGCCUUCAGAGGAGGAAAUGGCGGCUGCAAGAGCGGCAGUCAAGGUUUGA
This is a messenger RNA of Aureobasidium musti, 1419 nucleotides long. NCBI's taxonomy places the organism in Eukaryota, Fungi, Ascomycota, Dothideomycetes, Dothideales, Saccotheciaceae. The record is from the annotation of a GenBank genome assembly.